Eubalaena glacialis (North Atlantic right whale) is the source of this 3475-nucleotide messenger RNA. It is a transcript of the gene FKRP, whose product is annotated as fukutin related protein. The record is from RefSeq and is a predicted model, not a curated record. NCBI's taxonomy places the organism in Eukaryota, Metazoa, Chordata, Mammalia, Artiodactyla, Balaenidae. The transcript has 4 exons. Gene Ontology annotation, cellular component: Golgi apparatus. Gene Ontology annotation, biological process: protein O-linked glycosylation via mannose. Bases 816 to 2303 code for a protein of 495 amino acids.
CAAAUGCGACCCAGGCCCGGCGCGAGGGUUGCCUUUGGGAAGCGCGGGACUUAAGGAGGGGCCGCUUUCUGCCCCUCUCCUCACGCUUCACCCCAAAGAAAGACUCUAGUACUCUCCAGACCCAAACACCAUUCUCCUCGACAAUCACUGUCACUCUUUCAGAGACAGAGCGACCACCAACGGUGGUUUCAGCAAUGGCCCCAUCCUGAUUCCUGGCCCAGGUCGGUUGCCAUGGUAACUCUUCCCAGUCGGGAACACCCUUAGCCUCCCCUCCCCUCCACCUUUGUGGUUAUGGAGCUCCAAACCUGUCCUGGCCCUGCACCGGGAAGAGGUUGCUAAGGUAUCCCAAGUCCCUGGUGGUCCUUAUACCCCUACCCUCAUUGGUUACUAUGGCAACCUCACCUAGCACUCAGGUAGAAAGGACCCCAGCCCCAAGGACACUGCUGAGGGAAACAUCUCUUUCCCAACCCCUCCGCCCAGCCACCCAGUUGGCAUUACCAUGGUAACCAUCUAUCUCCCCCUUUCCCAUCAGUGGGGGGGGGGGGGUCUACGGACCAAACCAACCAGGUGUUUUUAUUUAGAGGAGAUGCUCUGCUGAGGAGUAGUUGCUAUGGUUACAAGGCCUGGACCAUCCCCAGGGAGCAGUGCAGCUGAGCUGGGCUGGAACCGCCCCCCUGGAGCUCCCUCAGCCUGCAACCUAGGAGGUUCCCCGUCUGAAUAACAGGAGUCAGUCAUUCAUUCCACACAAAUUUAUUGAGCACCUGCUGUGUGCCAGGAUACCCGGGAAGCCCAGCUAAGGGCCUGACUUCAGCCCCAUGCGGCUCACCCGCUGCCAGGCUGCUCUGGCAGCCGCCAUCACCCUCAACCUCUUGGUCCUGUUCUAUGUCUCGUGGCUGCAGCACCAGCCCAGGUACUCCCCGGCCAGGGGCUCCCGCCGUGGAUCUGCCUCCGGCCCCCGGGUCACCAUCUUGGUGCGGGAGUUCGAGGCCUUUGACAACGCUGUGCCAGAGCUGGUGGACUCCUUCCUGCAGCAGGACCCAGCCCAGCCGGUGGUGGUGGCAGCCGACACGCUCCCCUACCCGCCUCUCGCCCUGCCCCGCAUCCCCAGCGUUCGCCUGGCGCUGCUCCAGCCCGCCCUGGACCGGCCCGCUGCAGCCUCGCGCCCCGAGACCUACGUGGCCACCGAGUACGUGGCCCUGGUGCCCGACGGGGCGAGGGCCGAGGCACCAGGCCAGCUGGAGCGCAUGGCCGAGGUGCUGCGAGCGGGAGGCGCACGCCUGGUGGCCGCUCCCGUUGCUUCGGCCAACCCUGCCCGGUGCCUGGCCCUGAACGUCAGCCUGCGGGAGUGGACGGCGCGCUACGGCCCGGCACCCUCCGCACCCCGCUGCGACGCCCUGGACGGGGACGCCGUGGUUCUCCUGCGCGCCCGCGACCUCUUCAACCUCUCGGCGCCCCUGGCCCGGCCCGUGGGCACCAGCCUCUUCCUGCAGACCGCCCUCCGCGGCUGGACGGUGCAGCUGCUGGACCUGCCCUUCGCCAGGGCGCGCCAGCCCCCGCUGACCACGGCCCACGCGCACUGGAAGGCGGAGCGCGAGGGGCGGGCGCGGCGGGCGGCGCUGCUGCGGGCGCUGGGCAUCCGCCUGGUGAGCUGGGAGGGCGGGCGGCUCGAGUGGUUCGGAUGCAACAAGGAGACCCCGCGCUGCUUCGGGACAGUGGUGGGCGACACGCCGGCCUACCUGUACGAGGAGCGCUGGACACCCCCAUGCUGCCUGCGUGCGCUGCGCGAGACGGCCCGCUACGUGGUGGGCGUGCUGGAGGCGGCCGGCGUGCGCUACUGGCUGGAGGGUGGCUCGCUGCUGGGGGCGGCCCGCCACGGGGACAUCAUCCCGUGGGACUACGACGUGGACCUGGGCAUCUACCUGGAGGACGUGGGCAACUGCGAGCAGCUGCGGGGCGCCGAGGCGGGCUCGGUGGUGGAUGAGCGCGGCUUCGUGUGGGAGAAGGCGGUGGAGGGCGACUUCUUCCGCGUGCAGUACAGCGAGAGCAACCACCUGCACGUGGACCUGUGGCCCUUCUACCCUCGAAACGGGGUCAUGACCAAGGACACGUGGCUGGACCACCGGCAGGAUGUCGAGUUCCCCGAACACUUCCUGCAGCCUCUCGUGCCCCUGCCCUUUGCCGGCUUCGUGGCGCAGGCACCUAACAACUACCGCCGCUUCCUGGAGCUCAAGUUCGGCCCCGGGGUCAUCGAGAGCCCCGAAUACCCCAACCCAGCACUCCUGAGUUUGGCAGGAAGCAGCUGAAGCUCCAGCAUCUGAUCUUGGAGUCAGGAGCACAUUCGGGCACAGGGCAUUGUCCUUUGUCUUGGUGCUGCUGGCGUUUGGUGGGCGGGCCAGGGAUGCCAAGCCACCCUGCUGGGCCCAGCACAGCCCGGGACAUCAAAGGUGUGCCCUGCCCCAAAUUUCCAGGGCUGGGGCAGAGUUUUGGAAAGAGAGGGAGAAAGAGUGUAGUUUCUGGGGCCAGACUGCUGUGACCCAAUUUCUCUGCGCCUCGGUUUCCUCCAGUGUGUGCCCUCAGGGUCUAGCACACAAAGAGCCCCAGGACACUUGGCCGUUGGGGUUGCUUCCGCCACUAGAGGGCGUCCUUGUCCUACCGUGGGGCCAAGGCGAAUGUAAGCCCGGGACCUCUGUUCCACGGCUUUCACGUCUCUUGAGCCUUUGGUCUUCCCUCUAGCCUCCUGUGACUGGUGGGACAGGAUGACUAAAUCCCCUUCUUUCAGAAAACGACCUCCUUCCCUCCUGGGAGAGCGCUGUGAGGUGCAUGCUGCUCUUAACCCCAUCUUGCAGAGAAGAAAACAGACUCUGAGGUGCGGCUGUGGUUAAGAACCGGGUUCUGGAUCCCGGCCCCUCUCCAUUUAACUGUUACCUCAUUAUUUUAGCUCUCUGCACCUGUUAGCCACUUGCAAGGUGGGGUAAACAAUAAUCAUAGCUCACAUUUACUGAGCACUUACUGUGUAUCAGGCAUCGUUCUCAGUAUUUCACACGGAGUAACUGACUUAUCCCUCACCUUGACCCUCUGAGGUGAGAGCUGCUGUUAUUUUUAUUUCACAGAUGAGGAAACUGAGGCCAGAAUGGUAAAGCCACUUGUCCAAAGUCAGACAGCUUGGGAAGUGUCAGAGAGGGGACUUGAACCCAGGCUGUCAGUCUGUAGCCUGCGUUGCCGUUGCCUGCUAUGCCCCUCUCUGGUGAUAGUACCCAAGGGGGGCUUUGGGAAGCCACACGGCUUAGCAGGUAAAGUGACAGCAGCCUUCAUCUUGUGUGCACCUAAGAGGAGAUACUGUUUGGGCAUGUACCUCCAAUAAGUAUAUUUAUUUAUAAAUUAUAUCCAGGUACUACUAGCAUUCUGUAUAUUAGUAAUAAGGCUUAAAUUAUUCCAUUUUAAAAUUAAAAAUAAAUAGAGAGGGUUUUGUUUACCA